AUACCUCCCAACACUCUGAAGCCUAACAGAAACAAAAGAAACAAGAAAACAAAACGCGAUGGUUGACGUCGACGUUGGAACCUCGGACUCGCCGAAGCGCCACCACAACAACGGCUUCCUCGUAACAAUAUCGGCGGUUCUGGCGCUGCUAACAAAGCGCAGAGCAGCGAAGCCGACCAAAGAGGAUGAGUGGAAGAAGGAAUUGAAGAAGUCGCGGCCGAAGAAGCUUCUCAGCAACAUAAGAAGCAAAGCGCUUUUCGGUCACAACCACAACAACAAGAAGAAGCUGCGAAGCGUGGAAGAGACACAACAAGGGUGGGGAAACGGCGGCGUUUGGCAGAAGGAGAUUCUCAUGGGUGGCAAGUGCGAGCCGUUGGAUUUCUCGGGUGUGAUUUAUUACGAUGGAAACGGGAAGCAGCUCAGCGAAAUCCCUCUCAGGUCGCCACGCGCUAGCCCCAUGCCCGGUUACCUCACGCGCCGCCUCUGAAAUCUGAAUGAGUCAUCACCACCGCCAUGCCGAUCUUAGAUUGUGCAUGUCUCUAUUUUUUGAGUAAAUGUUAGUUUAUUAGUUUUAUAAAUGCUGCAGAUUCAAAUCCCUUCCGUUUGUUUAGCUAGUUUAAUUUUUAGGUUGUUGGAAACAAUAUUUGAAGACGUCGUUUUAUAGUUUUAACGUGUCUAAGGUUUAUUCCGGCACAUGAGGUAAUAUCUUUUUUUUUAUUAAAAAAGUAAUUAUUAUGAAAUUCCUUCUUCUUCUUUUA
Glycine soja is the source of this 758-nucleotide messenger RNA. RefSeq lists its product as uncharacterized. The record is from RefSeq and is a predicted model, not a curated record. The coding region runs from base 59 to 487 and encodes 142 amino acids. The transcript has a single exon. Lineage: Eukaryota; Viridiplantae; Streptophyta; Magnoliopsida; Fabales; Fabaceae.